Hyposmocoma kahamanoa is the source of this 1559-nucleotide messenger RNA. RefSeq lists its product as uncharacterized. The record is from RefSeq and is a predicted model, not a curated record. The coding region runs from base 9 to 1559 and encodes 516 amino acids. NCBI's taxonomy places the organism in Eukaryota, Metazoa, Arthropoda, Insecta, Lepidoptera, Cosmopterigidae. The transcript is spliced from 17 exons.
ACGCCACGAUGGAAUUAACAUUGUUGUGUUUAAUAUAUUAUCUAAUUGAAGACACUAAUAGCGUGCGUAAUGUGGAUUCGCAAAUGUUCCUCUGGAAUCAACGGAAAGACUUUCAACCAGAAGCUAAGAAGCACGAGAAAGGAAUACGCAAUCCAGUCCAAGUCAGUAAACUUGCAACUAGAUACACAGGUGCCGUGAAUAGGGUUUCGUUUACAUAUCUCGAUACGGAAGAAGACUAUCAUUUAUCAAGCGUGUCUAGCAGAGAACAGCAAGAAGUACAAACAGAAGAACCAGAAGCAUUCAGUUCGAUACAGACUAUAGACCAAAGCCAACCGAACUUCAAGCGUAAGAAGAGUGUACAUGAAUUGCCCAAAAACUAUAAAAAUGAAAUUGAAGCAGGAGAAUUAGCCAAUAUGGUGCAGAACAAACGUCAUUUUGUUCCAAUGAAAUAUGAUUAUGGUGAUUUAGGACGGCGUUUUAUGUUGCGAGAUCCAUACACCAAAAUUCAGGAAACGAAUAAUUGGAGUAAUGUGGCUCCACAAAUAUUAGUCUUGAAUAAAAAGAAAAAGAAUAGUAAGAAGAAACACAUCCUAUCACGACAUAAGAAGCACGGCCAGGAGUAUUUCGAUACGGAAGAAUUGUUAUCCAGCUUGUCUGCCUCAGCAGAAGAAGAAGAAGAAGCAUUCGAAGUAAAAUAUUCACAAUCCUCGAUAGAAGAACAUGAAUUGCCCAAAAACUAUAAAAAUGAAAUGGAAGCAGGAGAGUUAGCCAACAUGGUGCAGAAUAAACGUCAUUUCGUUCCAAUGAAAUAUGAUUAUGAUGAUUUAGGACGGCGUUUUAUGUUGCGAGAUCCAUACAAAAUUCAAGAAACGAAUAAUUUGAGUAACGUGGAUCCACAAAUAUUAGUCUUGAAUAAACAGGAACGUAUCCAACCACAACCUAAGCAAGACCAGGAGUAUUUCGAUAAGGGAGAACUUUUAUCCAGCUUGUCUACCUCAACAGAAGAAGAACACACAGAAAAAGGUUCACAAUACUCCUACUCGAUACAAAGCCACCCAAAGUUCAAAAGUAUGAUGGGCAAAGUAAAUAAAAAUGAAAAGGAUUUGUACAAAAACUAUGAAAAUGAAAUUCAAGCAGGAGAGUUAGCUGACAUGGUGCAGAAUAAACGUCAUUUUGUUCCAAUGAAAUAUGAUUAUGAUGGUUUAGGACGGCGUUUUAUGUUGCGAGAUCCAUACACCAAAGUUCAAAAAAGAAAGCAUAAUGCAGACCAAGCUAAUGAAAUCGCAACUGAAAACACGGAUAGUAUUGAAGUCGACUAUUUUGAUAUCGAUGAACAACAGGAAGGAGAAACUUAUCUUGAGUCAUAUGUAGAAUAUGAAGAACAUGAGAAACGCGAAGCUAACAAUUCUGCGAGCUUAGAAGACAACGACCCGAGAAACGCCUAUGAGAAAGAUGUAAAUAAAAUGACUGAUUAUGAAGAUAAAACAGCCUAUCCGGAAGAAAAGCACAAAUACGAAAAAAAUGGAAAAUCGAUAAAUAUUACAUCGACUACCGACUGA